CAUUUCAAACCGGCAUCAGAACUCCUCCAAACGUUCUAGCAAGUCAUAGUUAUUCUCAACAUGAACACCUACUUUGUGAUCGCUUUGAGUGCUCUGUUUGUGGCUCUGGCUGUUGCCUCGCCCAUCGAACUGAACGAGGAGCAGAAGGCUUUGGCCAAGCAGCACGGCGAGCAGUGUGCAGCUGAGCUGAAGUUGACCGAGGAGGAGAAGGCCAAGGUCAAGGCCAAGGACUUCAAGAACCCCACCGAGAACAUCAAGUGCUUCGCCAACUGCUUCUUCGAGAAGGUCGGAACCCUGAAGGACGGAGAGCUGCAGGAGUCCGUUGUCCUGGAGAAGCUGGGCGCCUUCAUCGGCGAGGAGAAGACCAAGGAGGCCCUGGCCAAGUGCCGAUCCAUCAAGGGCGAGAACAAGUGCGAGACCGCCGUGAAGCUGCACGAAUGCUUCGAGGGCUUCAAGCCCGUCCACGAAGUUAAGGCUUAAGAGCAUUCGGAAGCUGAAGUUUGGCAAAUUGUGAUUAAUUUAUAAAGAAAUGUGAAGAUUAACUUAAAAACUUGUAUGCUGGAUUUUAAUAUAUGCUUUGUCAGAUGAAA
Molecule: messenger RNA, 590 nt
Organism: Drosophila ficusphila
Lineage: Eukaryota; Metazoa; Arthropoda; Insecta; Diptera; Drosophilidae
Gene: Obp56a
Product: general odorant-binding protein 56a
Exons: 2
Coding region: 61-480 (139 amino acids)
Biological process (GO): sensory perception of smell
Molecular function (GO): odorant binding
Source: RefSeq, a predicted model, not a curated record